This is a messenger RNA of Penicillium oxalicum, 1071 nucleotides long. Its product is annotated as glycosyltransferase family 32 protein. Bases 1 to 1071 code for a protein of 356 amino acids. Gene Ontology annotation, cellular component: mannan polymerase complex. Gene Ontology annotation, molecular function: alpha-1,6-mannosyltransferase activity. NCBI's taxonomy places the organism in Eukaryota, Fungi, Ascomycota, Eurotiomycetes, Eurotiales, Aspergillaceae. Gene Ontology annotation, biological process: protein N-linked glycosylation. The record is from RefSeq and is a predicted model, not a curated record. The transcript has a single exon.
AUGAUACCGGUCUCCAAAUUGACGACUGCGCGCCCCUUUCGCAUUGCCGUCGCUGUCCUGUUCUCUUUGCUAUUCUUUCACACUGUUUAUGUCUGGAAACCCUUGGUACUCUCUGAUGCAAACACUGAGCCGACUCGAACAUCUGGAAUUUUCACAACCGCCGACGCUGAUGCAGUCCCUUCGGUUCCUUCCGCCACUACCGGAGCCAGCGAGCUAAAGCCUCAUUCCUUAAACAACCACACUGCCAUCCCUGGUAUUCCUGAUAAGGUGUGGCACUCGGCGAAGAAUAACCACGUCACGGAUACGCAGCGGACAUGGAUCAACAGCUGGACAGACAAAAACCCCCGUCACCGCGAGGAAUUGUUGACCGAUGAUUCGGGUGCGGCCUUUGUGAAGGCGAAUUACCAGCAGCGACCAGACAUUGUCGAGGUCUACAACGCGAUCCCGAUCCCGAUUUUACGGGCAGAUCUUCUUCGCUAUCUGAUCGUUCUUGCCGAGGGCGGAAUUUGGAGCGACUUGGAUGUCACCUGUGACAAACCCGUUGUCGACUGGGUACCUCCAGAAUACAAAGAUCACAAUGUGGAUAUGAUCGUUGGGUUAGAGUUUGACUUUGAUUGGCGAGGACCGGGAACUGAAGUUGCGUCUCAAUUCUGCAACUGGGCAUUCGCCGCACAACCGUCUUCGCGCAAUUUACAAGCAGUCGUUGACUCUGUGAUCAAAACACUCCAAGAUAUCGCUCGGACCAACGGUGUUGAUCUCUCCAGGAUUACUCUGGAAAUGCUCCCAGUGGACGUGGUGAACGUCACAGGCCCUAAAAUUAUGACUUUUGCGCUCCUGGAAAGCCUCGGUCAACUAUUGGGCAGAGCAGUCGACGACCGCGAUUUUGCAGGCAUCAAGCACCCAAAGUUACUGGGUGAUCUUCUUAUAAUGCCCGGUGUAUCCUUUGCGGCGGCACAGAAUAGGUAUCCGAAGGACCAGGGUGAUGCCCUCGUGACCCAUCACUACGAAGGCUCCUGGAAGCAAGCGGAUGCGGAAGCCAAGGAGAAAAAGAAAGAACAACAGCAACCAUGA